CGUGGUGGUUCGCGUGCCUUGUGCUUGUCAAGAGUUGCGCGUCUUGCGAAUGCACACAUUUCAUCUCUGUCCUGAACGCUCGAGAGGCGUUGAACUCCGUUAACCCAGGCGCUUGACAUGCCGACGGAAACCAUUUGGGAUGCUGCAGUGCGACUCAGUAAGGAGGCCGAGAGAAAUGGUACCUCAAAGAAUAUUGAGACCACACUUCUUGUAGUUGGCAAUAAGCAGAGUGGGAAGACAACACUUCUGCACCGUUUCUUGGACAAGACAGACACGCCCAAGCCAUCGCUAGCUCUCGAGUACAUGUUUGGGCGACGGUCACAUGGUGCUGGUGUGCUCAAGGACAUCUGCCACAUGUGGGAGCUGGCUGGAGGUGCAUUUGCCACAGACCUGUUAGAAAUCCCGAUUACCAUGGAAACGCUGCAGUCUUUGUCCGUGGUCAUGGUGUUAGACCUGUCUGCCCCUGAGGUCCUAUGCAUCCUGUUCGAGACUUUACUCAAGGCGCUGCAGUCCCGAAUUGACCGAGUUCUCGACACCACUCUGAAGAAUGACGCGAGUAUAAACGAAGCAAUCCAUGAAGCCACCUUGUCUCGGCUACCAGAUGAGCACCCCGACAAGAAGGCAAUGACACCAUUCCCUGUACCACUACUGAUUCUUGGCUCCAAGUACGACAUCUUUCAGAACUAUGAGCCCGAGAAGAGGAAAGUGACCUGCCGCUACCUCCGGCACGUAGCCCACGCCAACGGGGCAUCCCUCCUAUUUACAAGCUCCAAGAACGAGGCCCUCAUCUCGAGGCUCAAGACGAGCCUCGCGUACCUGGCUUUUGGUUCCGGCUCGGGCCCCAGUAAGGCAUCACAUACGGAUUAUAACAAGCCCCUGCACAUUACGUUUGGGGAAGAUUCUUCUGAGAAGAUUGACGGUUCCACACCAGCCAGCUCGACUCAGGUUUCAAACUGCUACGCUGUAGUGAAGAAGGCGUUUACAGAGAUCUUCCCACAAGUGGAACAGAAAAUGACCAUUCCAGAAGACCCCAGCCGUGACCCAAAGUUCAAGGAAAAGGACAUUGAUGUCAUGAAGGCACAGAAGGAAGCUGAGUUGGCCGAACUCCGCAAGAGGCGCCAGGAAGAAGAAAGGGCAAAGGAACUUCCCGACUUUGACUAGACAGACUCUGUGGGUGACCAGGGGUCAUAUUGUGCAAUUAACCGUGUCGUUUUCCAUUCUUUUAUUAACCAUCAUGCCAAGAGAUCCAUCGCAGUGACUCGAUCAGUGGCUAUGGGGGUUGUACUGCUGAGUGUGAGGUUGCAGGUUCGAUUCCCAGCUGAGACAGUUGCAUUCCAAUGGAAGAGGAAUUCAAGAACACUUGUUUACUGUGAUUUGUGUGCACGUUAAAGAGCUCCCUGUUGGUCAAAGUAAAUCUGGAGCUCCACUUGCUAGUCCAUUGCGGCUGGUUCCUCAUGGGUUGUAGACAACUAUUUAUUUAUUUAUAUUUUUGUGUCAAAGAAGAAGAGCACAGUGCCUGUGCUUGGAGCAAUAUGCAAAGGCAGAUGUUCAAGCUUAAUGCAUUGCUUUUUAAUGCUGCUCUGCCCAUUGCCAUCCCCUUUUUACAUAAAACAUUUUAUUUAUAUUUACA
Messenger RNA from Dermacentor andersoni, 1630 nucleotides. RefSeq names its product cytoplasmic dynein 2 light intermediate chain 1. NCBI's taxonomy places the organism in Eukaryota, Metazoa, Arthropoda, Arachnida, Ixodida, Ixodidae. Gene Ontology annotation, cellular component: ciliary basal body; axoneme; cytoplasmic dynein complex. The record is from RefSeq and is a predicted model, not a curated record. Gene Ontology annotation, molecular function: dynein heavy chain binding. Gene Ontology annotation, biological process: intraciliary retrograde transport; intraciliary transport involved in cilium assembly.